Messenger RNA from Osmia lignaria (orchard mason bee), 869 nucleotides. NCBI's taxonomy places the organism in Eukaryota, Metazoa, Arthropoda, Insecta, Hymenoptera, Megachilidae. The record is from RefSeq and is a predicted model, not a curated record.
AGAGGGGAUCUUACACGGGAAGAUGUGCUGCUGCUGUCCUACAGUAUAACACAAAACAAGUGUUGUCGCGUCUGAAUACGGCGAUGAACAAGGAACCGCCCGUUAUUUUACGCAAAAUAGAAAAUAGAAGGAAGAAAGAAAAUGAGAAAUACAGUGAAAAGAGAAAGGAAAAAAAAAUUACAAAGCACGUGCGGAAACAAUUCCGUUCUGAAAAGGAUUCCAAUUACGGACCAAAUGCUGAAAAGCCGGAUAUGGCUAACAAUAUUUAUGAAUUAGAGAAAAAAAAACAUAUGGAAAUGUUACAGAAUUGGCAAAAUAGAAGAGAUGCCAUUGAAGAAGAAACCAUCGGUCAAGCGAAAAAUCCGAGAUGGUUGAAUUACAAAUCUAAAUUAUUGACGGCCUCAAAUUUCGGACGAAUAUGCCGUCGUCGAAUUGGCACGCUCUGUGGAAAUUCAGUGAAGUCGUUAGUGUAUCCACGACUGAUUAGUGCACCUGCAGUACAAUAUGGACAGGAAUGCGAAAAAUUCGCACGUGAACAACUAAGUGUGUGCAUUGGUGUUGAAAUUAAAGAAUGUGGAUUAUUUAUUGAUAGUGCCAUCCCGUUCUUAGGAGCUUCGCCAGAUGGACUUAUAGACGAAGAGGGCAUUGUGGAAAUCAAAUGUCCGAAAACGGCGGAGAAUUUAUUGCCGGAGGAGGCAAUCAAAACUGUUGCAGCUAUUCGGCGUAUAUUUGCAGACGCAGAAGGAAAUGAAUUGAACAGGAACCACUACUAUUACUACCAAGUACAAGGACAACUACAUGUCACAGAUUUUCGAAGAAAGGAUUCCCGAGAAGAGGUUUUUUGGAGCGAAGCGAGCGUAGGACUCUAA